Clonostachys rhizophaga is the source of this 1068-nucleotide messenger RNA. The record is from the annotation of a GenBank genome assembly. Lineage: Eukaryota; Fungi; Ascomycota; Sordariomycetes; Hypocreales; Bionectriaceae.
AUGUCGAGCGACAACAAAGAUCGAGCCAUGCAAAGAAAGUCGAACGUCGGAGUCGUUGUAAUUGGCAGGAUGGGCCAGAAGCAUGCGUUGAACAUUCUGCAUUUGGUGCCACGAGCCACACUCUUUUGCGCCUGCAACAAGUACCUGAAGUCUUAUAAUGUCCGUGUGGUUGCUACUUUCGAGGAGCUCAUCGAUACGCCUGGUUUGGAUGCAGUCAUCGUCGCUUCUAGCACUGAAUUGCACGCCAGGCACACGACAGCGGCCCUUGACCGAAAUAUCCACGUGCUCUGUGAAAAGCCAGUGUGCAAAACCGUCGAAGAGCUCGUCCAGCUGGUCAAAAGAACCGAGGCCAAUCCCCGAGCGAAGUUGAUGGUUGGAUUCGUACGUCGCUUUGACCAAAACUACCAAGACGCACUUGAAAAAGUCAAGGCCGGUGCAAUCGGUCGCCCUAUGAUAAUUAGAUCUCAAAGCUGCGAGAAGUUAGACACAAGCCCGUUCUACCAACAAUACUUAGAAGCUUCUGGUGGUAUCUUUAUUGACAGCAUCAUUCAUGAUAUUGACCUUGCGCUUCUCUUUUUCGGCGAAGACCCCAAGCCCAAGUCCGCGUCUGCCGCAGGAGUCGCGGCAGUCCAUACCAAGAGAGCGGAAGAGGGGGACGCCGACAACGCUGUCGGGAUCUGCGAGUUCUGGGACGGCAAGAUCGCCUAUUUUUACAACUCAAGAACUGCAGCGCAUGGCUAUGACAAUGCCACUGAGAUUUUUGGGACAGCUGGGAAAAUAUCCAUCAAUAUGAUCCCGAGAAAGAACGCCGUCGAGCUCUGUGAUGGGGACGGCUUUGUAAAGGUCCAGCCCACACCUGGCUGGUACGAUCGUUACGCACCAGCAUUUGUGGAAGAGGCGAAGGCCUGGGUGGAUGCGCUGCUAGACGGCAAGCCCAUGCCGAUACCUCUGGGGUCAUCCUUGCGGUCUCUUGAAAUUGCCACUGCAUUGCAGGAGAGCCUGAGAACCGGGAACAAAAUAUUUUUCCCGAGGGAGGGGGCCAUUAGGCGAGAGACAGCAUUACUCUAG